Messenger RNA from Penicillium hordei, 963 nucleotides. RefSeq lists its product as uncharacterized. Gene Ontology annotation, cellular component: membrane. The record is from RefSeq and is a predicted model, not a curated record. The transcript is spliced from 5 exons. Gene Ontology annotation, biological process: transmembrane transport. Lineage: Eukaryota; Fungi; Ascomycota; Eurotiomycetes; Eurotiales; Aspergillaceae. Gene Ontology annotation, molecular function: transmembrane transporter activity. The annotation marks the transcript as partial.
GACCUCGAUGUUGGAGCGGCAUUUCUCAAUGGAAUAAUCGACCCUGUGGAAGUUGAUAGUCGCGAAGCUCGAAGGGUUCUUCGAAAAAUUGACAUGUUUCUACUUCCCAUACUCGCGUUUACUUAUAUGAUCCAGUUCCUGGAUAAGUCUUGUGUCUCAUAUUCCGCACUCUGGGGCAUGGUAGAAGAUGCUCAUCUGGCUAAUGACCAGUAUUCCUGGCUCACGACUAUCGGUCACAACUUCGCCGGUCUAGCUACAGCGCGUCUGUUCCUUGGCAUAUUGGAAGCUGGUUGGCUACUUCAGACCAUCAAAUUUUUCUUUUCUGUGGCUCACAUGGGUUGUAGAUCGGAACAACCUCUACGAACCUCCAUUUGGUUUUCCAUGAACGGCUUUGCAAACAUUCUCGGUGGUUUAAUAGCCUAUGAAAUCGGUCAUUUACAUGGUGCUCUUCCAGCGUGGAAAUUCCCAUUCAUAAACUUCGGCUCGAUAACCUUUGUUUGGGGUAUUAUCAUCAUACUUGUGGCUCGAUCGAAUCCGACAAAGGCCAAAUGGCGUUCAGGGAGGGAAAGGAUCUUGCGCGUUCUUGAGAACAAGACGGGCAUUGAUAACAAAACAUUCAAGAUGGAACAAGUGAAAGAGGCCCUGCUUGACCCUCGAUUCUGGUUGAUCAACUUGCAUUGUCUGGCAAACACCAUUCCAACGUGCGGCUCCUAUUUUGGAGCUGUGUCUGCAUUUGCCCCGCUUAUAGUCAAUGGAUUUGGAUUCACUAAAUUCGAGUCUACUUUGCUUGGUAUGCCAUCUGGCGCUUCACAAGUCCUGGCAUUAUGGAUUUCAGGUUACUUGGCCACCCGCCUCAAGGGCAUCCGGCAUUUCCUAAUGAUUGGCGGACUUUUAGUCGCCCUUCUUGGGGGAGUUUUAAUCUUCGCCCUCCCCGAGUCUAAUCGGGCUGGUCGCUUAAUGUGA